AGCAUUCGAUCAAGUCAGACGUCACUGCGAAACAUGGUUUUUAGAUGAGUCAUACCCGGACUUGCAAGCUAAACUUCCGUAUUUAUACUAAUCAUAGUAUGCGGCCAUCGUCCUUGCAAGAGCGGCUAUGGCUACCGAUGCCCCUGAUCGUACUCAAAAAGCCUCCCAUUACCUUCAGAACAUUCAAUUACCCCCAGCUAAUAUACCAACCGGAUACAACUUUGUAUUAAUACUGUGUGGAUUGGCUAUUAAAGGCAUGGUAUUGGAAGAGGAGGGGAAGAUUGCUGAGGCGAUUUUUUCAUAUGACCACGUCUCUGGACUUGUCCAAUCCUAUCCCAAUGAAAAAAGUGAAGAGUUGAAUUCUUGGACAGAGCAUGCGCUUUACAGGGCCAGCUUGCUUAAAUUGCGCCAAGGGUAAUUCGAUGAAAAAUGGCUGGACUGGGCUAGACUGAAUUGGAUUAAUAUGCUUGCAUUGCCUAUGGGGAGGAUUUAUUUGAUCAUUUUAAUGCUUAUAUUAAGAGUGUACA
Molecule: messenger RNA, 527 nt
Organism: Lobosporangium transversale
Lineage: Eukaryota; Fungi; Mortierellomycota; Mortierellomycetes; Mortierellales; Mortierellaceae
Exons: 1
Coding region: 128-418 (96 amino acids)
Source: RefSeq, a predicted model, not a curated record